Messenger RNA from Pan troglodytes (chimpanzee), 5359 nucleotides. It is a transcript of the gene SIN3A, whose product is annotated as SIN3 transcription regulator family member A. Gene Ontology annotation, cellular component: Sin3-type complex; chromatin. NCBI's taxonomy places the organism in Eukaryota, Metazoa, Chordata, Mammalia, Primates, Hominidae. Gene Ontology annotation, molecular function: transcription corepressor activity. The coding region runs from base 678 to 4301 and encodes 1207 amino acids. The record is from RefSeq and is a predicted model, not a curated record. Gene Ontology annotation, biological process: negative regulation of transcription by RNA polymerase II. The transcript has 22 exons.
ACCGCUUCGUUAGUGGAGAGGUAGCUGGCAGUCCGCUUCGGCGGGCCUGUGCCCCGCGCCGUUCUCGGGGCCUCCCUGCUGAGCUCGCGGCUCACGCUGAGAGGGACACGCAGUGACGAGCGGCCGAAGCAGCUUUGCGGUUUUGUGGUGCAUCCCUGAGCAUGAGCACAGAAUGAAGCGGCGUUUGGAUGACCAGGAGUCACCGGUGUAUGCAGCUCAGCAGCGUCGGAUCCCUGGCAGCACAGAGGCUUUUCCUCACCAGCACCGGGUGCUUGCCCCUGCCCCUCCUGUGUAUGAAGCAGUGUCUGAGACCAUGCAGUCAGCUACGGGAAUUCAGUACUCUGUAACACCCAGCUACCAGAGACGGUCUCAUUCUGUCACCUGGGCUAGAGAGCAGUGGUGUGAUCACAGCUCACUGCAGCCUUGAACUCCUGGACUCAAGCAAUCCUCCUCCUUUAGCCUCUGGAGUAGGUGGGACCACAGGUGCAUGUUGCCAUGCCUGGCCAAGUUUUUAUUUUUUGUGGAGAUGGGUGUCACUAUGUUGCCCAGGCUUUCUUUUCUCUUUUUAGAGACGUGGUCUCACUCUGUGGCCCAAGCUGGAAUGCAGUGGCAUGAUCAUAGCUCACUGCAGCCUUGAACUCCUGAGUUCAGGCGAUCUUCCCAUGUAGGUUUCAGCCAUGCCACAGAGCUCCGGCAGUCAUGGGCCCGCCAUAGCAGCAGUUCAUAGCAGCCAUCAUCACCCAACAGCGGUGCAGCCCCACGGAGGCCAGGUGGUCCAGAGUCAUGCUCAUCCAGCCCCACCAGUUGCACCAGUGCAGGGACAGCAGCAAUUUCAGAGGCUGAAGGUGGAGGAUGCGCUAUCUUAUCUUGACCAGGUGAAGCUGCAGUUUGGUAGUCAGCCUCAGGUCUACAAUGAUUUCCUUGACAUCAUGAAGGAAUUUAAAUCUCAGAGCAUCGACACCCCAGGAGUGAUUAGUCGUGUGUCCCAGCUAUUCAAAGGCCACCCCGAUCUGAUAAUGGGAUUCAACACCUUCUUGCCCCCUGGCUACAAAAUUGAGGUGCAAACCAAUGACAUGGUGAAUGUGACAACUCCUGGCCAGGUUCAUCAGAUUCCCACCCAUGGCAUCCAGCCACAGCCUCAACCACCACCCCAACAUCCUUCCCAGCCUUCAGCCCAGUCAGCCCCAGCUCCUGCCCAGCCAGCUCCUCAGCCCCCACCUGCCAAAGUCAGCAAGCCCUCCCAACUGCAAGCACAUACUCCGGCCAGUCAGCAGACUCCCCCACUUCCACCGUAUGCAUCCCCACGUUCUCCGCCGGUCCAGCCUCACACACCAGUGACAAUCUCAUUGGGAACGGCCCCAUCCUUGCAGAACAAUCAACCUGUGGAGUUUAAUCAUGCCAUCAACUAUGUUAAUAAGAUCAAGAACAGAUUUCAGGGCCAACCAGACAUCUACAAAGCAUUCCUGGAGAUUUUGCACACAUAUCAGAAAGAGCAGAGAAAUGCCAAGGAAGCUGGAGGAAACUACACUCCAGCAUUGACAGAGCAGGAGGUGUAUGCCCAGGUUGCUCGUCUCUUUAAAAACCAGGAAGAUUUGUUGUCAGAGUUUGGACAAUUCCUACCAGAUGCCAACAGCUCCGUGCUUUUAAGCAAAACAACUGCUGAGAAGGUUGAUUCUGUGAGAAAUGAUCAUGGAGGCACUGUCAAGAAGCCCCAACUGAACAACAAGCCGCAGAGGCCCAGCCAGAAUGGCUGCCAGAUCCGCAGACAUCCUACAGGAACCACCCCUCCAGUUAAGAAGAAACCCAAACUGCUCAAUCUGAAGGAUUCCUCUAUGGCCGAUGUCAGCAAACAUGGUGGUGGAACAGAAUCGUUAUUUUUUGAUAAGGUCCGAAAGGCUCUUCGGAGUGCAGAAGCCUACGAAAAUUUCCUACGCUGUCUUGUUAUUUUUAACCAGGAGGUGAUCUCUCGUGCUGAGCUUGUGCAACUAGUCUCUCCUUUCCUGGGGAAAUUCCCUGAGUUGUUUAAUUGGUUUAAAAACUUUCUGGGCUAUAAGGAGUCUGUACAUCUGGAAACUUAUCCAAAGGAGCGAGCCACAGAGGGCAUUGCUAUGGAGAUAGAUUAUGCUUCUUGUAAACGAUUGGGCUCCAGCUAUCGAGCCUUACCAAAGAGUUACCAGCAGCCCAAGUGUACAGGACGGACUCCUCUCUGUAAAGAGGUUUUAAAUGAUACCUGGGUUUCCUUCCCUUCGUGGUCUGAGGACUCUACCUUUGUGAGUUCCAAGAAGACUCAAUAUGAAGAACAUAUUUAUCGUUGUGAAGAUGAACGCUUUGAGCUUGAUGUAGUUUUAGAGACCAAUCUGGCAACAAUCCGGGUUCUGGAAGCAAUACAGAAGAAGCUUUCCCGCUUGUCUGCUGAAGAACAAGCCAAAUUUCGCUUGGACAACACCCUUGGGGGCACAUCAGAAGUUAUCCAUAGAAAAGCACUCCAGAGGAUAUAUGCUGAUAAAGCAGCUGACAUCAUUGAUGGUCUGAGAAAGAAUCCCUCCAUUGCUGUUCCAAUUGUCCUUAAAAGGUUGAAGAUGAAAGAGGAAGAAUGGCGAGAAGCACAGAGAGGCUUUAACAAAGUAUGGCGAGAACAAAAUGAGAAAUACUACUUGAAGUCUCUGGACCACCAGGGGAUCAACUUUAAACAGAAUGACACCAAGGUCCUGAGGUCUAAGAGCUUACUCAAUGAGAUUGAGAGUAUCUAUGAUGAGAGGCAAGAGCAGGCUACGGAAGAGAAUGCUGGUGUACCUGUUGGCCCACACCUCUCACUUGCGUAUGAAGACAAACAAAUACUGGAAGAUGCUGCUGCUCUGAUUAUCCACCAUGUGAAGAGGCAGACAGGCAUUCAGAAGGAGGACAAAUAUAAGAUAAAACAAAUCAUGCAUCAUUUUAUUCCAGAUUUGCUCUUUGCCCAAAGAGGUGAUCUCUCAGAUGUGGAGGAAGAGGAAGAAGAAGAGAUGGAUGUAGAUGAAGCCACAGGGGCAGUUAAGAAGCACAAUGGUGUUGGGGGCAGUCCCCCUAAGUCCAAGUUACUGUUUAGUAACACAGCAGCUCAAAAAUUAAGAGGAAUGGAUGAAGUAUACAACCUCUUCUAUGUCAACAACAACUGGUAUAUUUUUAUGCGACUGCACCAGAUUCUCUGCCUGAGGCUGCUACGGAUUUGUUCCCAAGCCGAACGGCAAAUUGAAGAAGAAAACCGAGAGAGAGAAUGGGAACGGGAAGUGCUGGGCAUAAAGCGAGACAAGAGUGACAGCCCUGCCAUUCAGCUACGUCUCAAAGAACCUAUGGAUGUUGAUGUAGAAGAUUAUUACCCAGCUUUCCUGGACAUGGUGCGGAGCCUGCUGGAUGGCAACAUAGACUCAUCACAGUAUGAAGAUUCACUGAGAGAGAUGUUCACCAUUCAUGCCUACAUUGCCUUUACCAUGGACAAACUGAUCCAGAGCAUUGUCAGACAGCUGCAGCAUAUCGUGAGUGAUGAGAUCUGUGUGCAGGUGACUGACCUUUACCUGGCAGAAAAUAAUAAUGGGGCCACCGGAGGCCAGCUGAACACACAGAACUCAAGGAGCCUCCUGGAGUCAACGUAUCAGCGGAAAGCUGAGCAGCUAAUGUCAGAUGAGAAUUGCUUUAAGCUUAUGUUUAUUCAGAGCCAAGGCCAGGUCCAGCUGACUAUUGAGCUUCUGGACACAGAAGAGGAGAAUUCGGAUGACCCUGUGGAAGCAGAGCGCUGGUCAGACUACGUGGAGCGAUACAUGAAUUCAGAUACUACCUCGCCUGAGCUUCGUGAACAUCUAGCACAGAAACCAGUAUUUCUCCCCAGGAAUCUACGGCGGAUCCGGAAGUGUCAACGUGGUCGAGAGCAGCAGGAAAAGGAAGGGAAGGAAGGAAACAGCAAGAAGACCAUGGAGAAUGUGGAUAGUCUGGAUAAGCUGGAGUGUAGAUUCAAGCUGAAUUCCUACAAGAUGGUGUAUGUGAUCAAAUCAGAGGACUAUAUGUAUCGGAGGACUGCCCUGCUCCGGGCUCAUCAGUCCCAUGAGCGUGUAAGCAAGCGUCUACAUCAGAGAUUCCAGGCCUGGGUAGAUAAAUGGACCAAGGAGCAUGUGCCCCGUGAAAUGGCAGCAGAGACCAGCAAGUGGCUCAUGGGUGAGGGGCUGGAGGGCCUGGUGCCCUGUACCACCACCUGUGAUACAGAGACCCUGCAUUUUGUGAGCAUUAACAAGUAUCGUGUCAAAUACGGCACAGUAUUCAAAGCCCCUUAACUGCAAAGCCAGAGCAGAUAACUUGGGGUGUGUGUGGGGGUGUGUGUGUGGGCCUAUGCACUCACACACUGAAGAAACAAGGAAGAUGCCUUUCAAGCCUCACUGGGCCUCUCUGGGACAUGGCCACCUGACCUGUGUGUGGCUGGUGCAGCCUGGCACCAAGUGGGCUACCUGUUAGGAACAUGAAUACCUUACAAAGCUGAAGCUGGAACUUUUCCCAAAGGGUUUUGGGUAUAGCCUGCCCUGGAGGGGAAGGAAGUCCAUGCAAGCAAAGACAUGCAGUUUGCUUGCACACACCAGCAGAGCUAAGACUGGAGUCUCCUGUGGCCUAACUUUCAAUGAGGGAACCGGAUGCUGUUCACACUUUGACUGGAUGGAGAUGCAUUUACAAAACAGACUGGAGAAGGACUUAAUACUCAGAUGGAUUGGAACUAUCAUGGUCACUGCUCCUCUCCCCUCCCCACAAAAGGAAAAAAAAGCUGGAUUUGAUUUUUUUUUUUCUGGUCACUCGAGCACAUCUAAGAUCACCCAUUAGGUUUUAUCUGGGACCUGCAGUUUGGCUUUGGGAUUGAUCAUCUUGUGGAUUUUAUUCCUGACGAUUCCCUUGCUGCCUACCCUUUUCUCUCCUCUGGUUCUCAACCUCAACGAGUUCAAAUCAGUCGUCCUUUUUAGCUCCCGUGGAACUGUUUUGUAUCUGCCUCUUUACUAGUCUACCUUAGUGCCAUCCACCAGCUUUACUCUCUGACACACACACGCACACACACACACAAUUUUAACUUGUUUUUUUGUACAUAAUGUACAUACUGUCAAUUUUUUAUUAAAAGAAAUAUGCUUUGAUGUGCUAGCAUAACUGCUCUAGCUUCUUGUGUACCAUAGUACUGUGGCUUCAGAUUUAGUACCUAUGAACAGAUGUACAAGACAUUUAUUACACUUUUUACCAAAGGGAGUUACCAUUGUAGUACUUUUGUGUAAAACUUGUCUUCCCCUUUGCCCCCAACUUUUUUUUUUUUUUUUUUUUUUGUAAAUAAAUAAAGCUUGGUUCUUACUUAAGGAAUAAA